GAACACGCGCACAGAGCCGCCUUCAAACAUGGCGUCUUGGAGGGGAAAAUGAGUGAUAAUAUGAAAAAGCGGAGGCCUCGGUGCUGAGCGUCCCGCCGAACCGCCGCGGAUCCACGACUCGGGUUCGGUUCUAGACCGGUUUUUAACCGAGCGCCCGGGCCCAGUCGAGCCCGGGGUCGUGUAAAGCGAGCAGGGUGAGGAGGAAAGGCCGAGGCGGAGGGGAGAGCGAGCCGCCGCGGCUCCGUCUUAUUCUGAUGCGUCGACAGACAGAGAGAGCUAGCCGCUGCUAGCAGCUGAACACUGGGCUGGGAGAGGAGGCUUUAGCGCGGCUUUAGCUCGGUUUUCUCUGCUUCUUUUUCUCGUAUAGCAUGCGUGUUGCGUUUAGCGCGUUUUAGGCGGAAAAUGGAGUGAAAUCUGUUCCAUCCGCGCGACAAUCGUUUUACUUGCUGUUAUUAUUCCGCUAAAGUGGCCUGAGUGGAGAGAGGGAGGGAGGGGAGGAGGAAGAAGGGAAGGCAGAGGAGAGGAGAGAGCGGGCACGGUCACACAUCAGAGGCCGCCAGGGAAUGUGUGUGUGUAUGUGUUUUUAUCCGGGGUUAAUCGUUAUAACGUUACUAGCUAAACCAGCAUGGCAUUCAUUACUUUCAUUUUUAGUCUAAAAAGGAGGUGAGGGUGCUGUUUUUUCUCUCCUUUUUUUGGAGGUGGUCUCUCUCUGAGAGCUGAGUGCCCCCCUCCCCUCUUUCCCUCUCUCUUUCUUUUUCUCUCUCUGUGUGUAGCUAGGUUAGCUGUAUCACGCUCUAUCCCUCUCUCUCCUCCCCUCCAUUUCCCUCUCCCUCUCUCCUCCAAUAUGCUAUUUAUUUUUCUCUCUUUUUGACUUUACUCGAGGAUCUUUGGGAGAAUGAGAAUGAGUAGCCACUAGCAGCGCCCGGAUCGGCUUUUUGUAUUUUAUUAUUAUUUUUUAUUUCGACCCCGUUUGUUUUCCAUUCUCCAUCUCGUCGAGAAAUGGACAGAAAUUACCCGGGAGCAGGCUUCGGGGAUCUGGGCGCAGGAGCCGGAUGGAGCUACGAGAGAUCCGCCAAAGCGAGUUUGGUGUAUGGAAGCUCCAGAUCGUCACAUCCAGAAUCAGAACUCCUUCAUCGUCAAGCCUAUGCCACCCCUCACCCCCUACAGGGUUAUGCAACCAAUCACCACCCUGGCAGCUCUGGACAGGGUGGGGCAUGGGGUGCAGCUGGAAGGAGUCUGAGCUUGUCUGGACUUUUCGAUGCUGGGCUACACCAUGCAAGUCCCUCAGGUCCAGACCCAUCUGUUAUGAACCUUAUCUCAGCUCUGGAGUCUCGGGGUCCUCAGCCACCUCCCUCUGCCUCCUCUCUCCUCUCCCAGUUCCGCACUCCAUCUUGGCAGACUGCGAUGCACACACCUGCCCCUGCAGAGCUUUUCAUUUCUGGUGCCCUUCCCGGUUCAGGAUCGUUCCCAUCGUCCUCUGCCUUAUCAGCCUAUCAACACCCAGCUUCAUUUUCCGGGCGCUCAUUUCCCGGGGUGACCCCCUCACUCUCUUUGCAGGACACUCCUACUUUCAGCCCCACGUCCAAUGGCCUGCUGUCCCCCCACGAUCCUUUGCUGCACAUCAAGACGCCCUCUCAGUCAGGUCUGGGCUUUGAUCGCCUCUUGUCAUCUCAGGGUGCUGCUGCAGCCUAUCGUGGAAGCCAUGAUCCUAGUGGCGGCAGUGGUGUCACUUCUGCCCAAGCCUCCUCUGCAGCUUCAGCUUCUGCCCGCCAUCUGCAGUCUCACCAGUUUAACUUGCUGUCCUCACAGCUUCAGGACCAGUCUUCGCAAUUGUACAGUGCAUCUGUGUUUUCUUCUACCCCUGCACCCCCUCAGCCAAGCUCCCAAGAACGAACGGUACCGCGACAAGACAGCGUAAUUAAGCACUACCAGCGUCCCUCACCAGCGCAAGCUCCUGCCUCCACACCUCACCCCCUCCAGCACUACCUCAGCUGUGGAGUGUCUGGAUAUCAGCAGGCCCCUCAUCCUCGUCAUGCUGGCCUCUCCUGCAGCCCGCUGGGGGAGCACAGCCCUUCUUCUGACCAUAAGCCUUCACCCAGAACAGAGCAGUACCGACCCAUCAUCCAGCCCUCUUACGGAUCUUCCUCAUCCUCAUCUUCUGGUGGACAAGGGAAGGGGUCAAAAAGCAGUUCUAGUAGUGGCUACUCUUCAUCCGGCUCUGGAUCCUCCUCUAGAACCCCCCAUACACCACCCUCUGCAUCCUCUGCUUCAUCUUCUUCCUCAUCAUCCUCUUCCUCCUCAGCAUCUGCUGGUGCUCGCCAAUCUAACUCCAUUCCAACCUCUAGCUCUACGUCAGCAUCCUCUCGGCAGCAGCCACCAACCCAGUCUGUGCCUCAUCCCCCGCAAACGCACUCUCAACCCCCUCCUAGCACUUCAAACUCCUCUCAGCAGAGCCUUCCCAAAGCUUGUCUCUCAGGCUACGGCUCCCCUGUUGCUCCCGUCAAGUCAUCCAGCAGUCUGACAGGCCAGACCCCUCCCCAGCAACAGCCUCAGUCAUUCUCUCCAAGCCAGCCCCCUGCAUCACACUUAUCUCAGUCAUAUGGAGGAUUCAGUUCCCCACAGACACAUGACUUGCCUUCAGCCAGGACAUCUGGGGUUGCGAAAGGAUAUGGAAGCCUGGGAAGCCAAUCAUUUUCUGCAGAAUCAGUGUACGGGGCAGAUUCAGGUUAUGGGUCACUGCCUCCAUCUCUAGGGGGAGCUGGGAGCCCCUCAAUGGGCUAUGCUGCCUCAGGGCACUCUCCGGCACUCUUGCGUUCAGGGGCAAGUGGGGGAACAGCAGGUGGGAGUACCAAUGGCGGCAGUUCCGGCACAGGAAGCGGAAGUAGUGUUGGAGGAGGUGGAGGAGGAGGUGGUUCUUACCACAUACCAGAUUCCAGCCCGUCUCCAUCUGGCAAUUCUGGAAUCAUUCGCCCAGGUCUGCACUCUCCUGCUCCCUCUCGACCUGCUCAGUCACCUGUCGGAACAGGAUCCAACAAAUACCUGUCAUCUGUUCUUUCCCCUUCCUUCUUACCCUCCCCUCAGGGUUUCCCAGAUACCCGGGGAGCCAGAUCACAGUCCUACCACCCAUCUGCUUCUCAGAAAACAAAAUCUGAUGCCAGCAUACUUGGUGUUAAUGAGUCUCGGCCACCACAGGAUGAUGACGACGAUGACGAUUUCCUUAUCCAGCAUCUACUUCAGGCACAAAGCCCUACUCCUCAAGCAUCCCAUCAUCAUGCUCCUCAAAGCCAUCAUUCUUCCCAGCCUGCCCAGCAGCCUCCAGUUCUUCCACCUCAGGAUGGAAACAAGGGGCUGUUUAAUGAGAUGAGCAAGAGCUCAGAAGAGCGAUACCACCUUCAGAGUGUUAUUCGGACUCAUAGCGCCACCUCUAAUGCUGCAGUGUCUGGAGCAGGAAGUGGAGCAGGUCUGGACAGUCAGUUGGAGAUGUCCCUAAAGAAGCAGCAACAGCAUCAACAGCAGCAGCAUCAGCAGCAGCAACAGCACCAACCACAUCAACAACAGCAGCAGCAACACAAACAUCAACAGCAGCAACAGAAGAGCAGCCGAACUGUAACGGAAGGAGGAGGACGAGCAAGUUCUGAUCAAACCCAUUCCCAUUCCCAUCAUCACCAUGACUCAAUGGGUUCAGUUGUCCAUUAUGGUCGUGGUGAUCCUUAUUCCCAACACUCCCUUCCCCAACAUCCCUCCUCUCACCAUCAACACACUCCUCACACACCUACACAUUCUCACCUGCAUGCGCACUCCCACAUGGAUCUUCAGAAGAAGCCGCAAGAUUCUGCUGAUAUGGCUUACAUGCGCAAGACACCCGAUCUGCAGCAGCAUCAUCACCAACACCAACAGUCUCAUCAACAACAGCAAACCCCACAUCACCAGUCUCAUCAGCAACAGCAUCCACAGCAGCAGCAACAACAACAGCAGCAGCAGCGUCAGUCUCAGUCCCAAACUCUGAUGGAUUCUCCAACAGACCAGUCCCGCCAGCCUCCUCAUCUGCUACAGUCGGUACUUUCCCACACCACCCGCUCCAAAAUGGAUCCUCAACAACAGCAACACCCUGUCAGUCAGCAAGCUUUGAUGGAAGCAGCCAGUGGAGUUGCUGCAACUGAGUCCCACAGCCAGCCACAGGCAUCUCAGCUACAACUUCAGCUCCAGACCCAAGCUUUGGAAGCUGCUAGUCACUAUGGUCGUAGUUCCCAGCAACAGGACCAGAACCACGCAAAAUCCUCCACAGUGUCCUCUUUGGACAUGCUGGAGCGCUCCCUUUCCAGAACCUCAAGUCAAGAGGGAGGAAUGGUGGAUGACAGAGCAGGAAAUGAAGGAGGCAGAGGAAAUUCUGGAGGUGGUUCUGCAGCAAGUGUUGAGAGACACAGAUCCCAGGAUCAGCAGAGACUUUCCUCUCACCAUUCUUCACAGCACCACCCAUCUGAGUUACAUUCAUAUCUCUCUGAGCCAGAUUUGGGCUUAUCUACCCCUUCCCACGGACAUCACCUUUCCCACCACCACCAUCAGCCACAACAACCCACUCAAGCUCCUCAACAUUCCAACUCCCACCACCAACACCCUCACUCGCAGCAUCCUACUCAGCAGAGCCACCAUCACCUUGCUUCUCAGUCAGCCUCUGCAACUGCACAGCAGCAAGAGCAGCCUCCCCACUCCUCUCAGCUUCCUCAAGCACAGCUUGACCAGCAGCAGCACCAGGCAGAGCAUCACUUUGACACAAGGAACUCAGCAGUAAAGUCCAGCCAGAAUCCAAAUCAGUCCCAGCAGAGCCAGAGGUUUGUUCCUUUAACAUCCAUCUGCUUCCCAGACUCUCUGCUUCCUGAUGAAGAUCGUUCCUUCUUUCCUGGAAUGGAGGACAUGUUCUGCCCUGAGGAGUACAAGUCAGGGCAGGGACAGGAUGGAGUUACCCAGCCUCAGGCAGGACAAGAUGGCAUGGAUGGCAUGAAGUCGACCGCAGAAGCUGGAGGAGAUGAUACAGGUGCAAACUAUGACAUGCUUGGCCACCACGGCGAACAAGAUUAUGGGCAAUAUUGCCAUGAUCUUUCUGAGCCUGACAAUGGAACCAUGCAUCUGGACCUUGACUCUUUGAAGACUCAUGAGCUCCCAUCUACAGUCAAUACGGAGCAGCUUGGGCUGAUCCAGUCUCAGCCACCCAGUCUUGCGAUGGGAAAUCCUGGGAACGUCGGGGAAGGUUCUGGUGCCAAGUUGGGAAGUUCUGGAAGUUCCGGAACUGGAUCUGGAGGGCUCACCUCACCGAUUUUCUGCUCAUCUCGUCCCAAGAAGCUCUUGAAGUCCAGCUCCUUCCACUUGCUCAAGGAGAGACCGGAUCCUAAUUCCCUUCCUAAAAAGAGCUAUGCACAGGAGUAUGAAUUUGAGGACGAUGAGGACAAGGCUGAUGUUCCUGCAGACAUUCGAUUGAACAGCCGAAGGCUUCCUGACCUGAUUCCGGACCUUGUAUCCAGCUGCCGGAAGUCUGGUGGAACUAUGAGCCCUCUAAUGGGUGACUUAGAUUUUGGAUAUCCUUCUCUCGGCCCGCCUCCACAAUUACUGCCUCAUGAUGGACCCAAAAAGAGAGGCAGGAAGCCAACCAAGCCCAAACGGGAAGGGCCCCCAAGGCCCCGUGGCCGCCCACGCAUACGCCCUUUGCCCGAGCCCCAACACUCCAGGGGCAUGAUGGGAGAGUGUGGAACAGGAUAUGUUCCUGAGAGAGGCAGAGGAAGGGGCAGAGGCAGAGGGAGAGGCAGGCGGGAUGAUUCGAUGAUUGACAUGGACAUGGCCAACAAGGAGCAGGGUCAGCUGUACCAACAGCAUAUGCAACAACAGACAAUGCACCACCAGACACAACAGCAACACCAAGAGCCAAUCAAACCUAUCAAGAUCAAGCUUCCUGUUGGGACCAUGUCGUCUUCUGAUGCCCUCUUGCGGACAGAUUCUUUAUCUGGUACUGAUCCAGCGCUCUCCGAUGGUUCUGUGGGCUCUGCUCCUUCUUUGGGAUUGAGUCCAGGGACCCCAGGCGUGCCUGAUAUCAGCAGACCGCAAGACAAGAAGUCCAAAUCUCAAGAGAUGGAAGAAAAGGAAUCUGAGAAGACUGGCUUUGUGGCUUCUUUCUUGGAUUUCCUAAAGUCUGGGAAAAGGUCAGGCAGCAGCUCCGGGAACGGUGACUCAUCUCCAGGGAAAAGUGGAGGUAUCCGUCCCAUAUCCCCUCAACCACCACCUCCACCAGCCCCUUCAGCCCCAUCUGCUUAUGGGGAUGGUGAAGGUGACGGUGGUCUGACACUGGGUGGAUGCCCUAGUCCUUGCAAGCGCUUGGAUGAAGAGCUGAAGAGGAACCUGGAGACACUUCCAUCCUUCUCAUCAGAUGAAGAGGACUCUGUGGGAAAGAACCAGGACCUGCAAAAGAGCAUCUCCUCUGCCAUCUCUGCCCUCUACGACACGCCACAGCUCAGCACCUCCACAAUGCAGCCUCCUUCACUGCCCCCACCACCUCCACCGCCUCCUCCUGCACCACUGACACCGACACCAGCACCUGCCCUUAGCCCACAAACUGCAGCUCACAUGCACACUCAGCCCCCCUCGCUCGUGCAGACGCAGUCCAUGGAGUCUCCUGUUUUGCCUAGGGAGGAGCAGGACGAAGAGAUGGAAGAGGAGGAGAAGAUGAAAGAUGACAAUGAAGAAGAGGAGCAAGAAAACGAAACAGAAGAGAAAGAGCCAGAAAUGGAGAUGCUGACUGUUCCGAAAGUAGGAGACUCCCCUAAAGAAGCUCCUCAAGCAGCACCCCCCUCUUCCCUUCCACCUCUCUUUCCAUCUUCCCCUGCUCCAUCCUCUUCUCCCUCUCCGCCUCCUCUUCCUCCUCUCUCCCUCCCGUCCCCGCUUCCUCAGCUGGAGGACAACCCAUCUCCAGUGCAGAAACCUCCACCACAGAGCUCUCCACCUCCAUCCAGUCCUCUUGUACCUUCUUUACCUGUCCUCUCUCCCCCACCUGCCCCUCCAACCACCUCUCCACCAUCCUCCAGUCCUCCACCCCCCAGCCCUCCUCCACCUCCUCAGCACGCUCCAGCUCCCUCCUCUCCGGAGGAGCCCCCCACCCCUCAGAUCCUGCCGCUACACCUGGCGCAGAAGCAGAGCGGCGCUGCCAUCACGGGGGAGACUGAUGAGGACGAGAGUGAGAGUGGGGGAGAGGGUAUUUUCAGGGAGAGGGAUGAGUUCGUGGUACGGAUAGAGGACAUCAGGACACUUAAGAUGGCGCUGCAGACAGGUCGGGAGCCCCCUCCCAUCUGGCGUGUUCAGAAAGCCCUCCUGCAGAAGUUCGCACCAGAGAUCAAAGAUGGACAGAGGCAGUUCUGUGCCACCAGUAAUUAUCUUGGUUACUUUGGUGAUGCGAAAAAACGGUACCAGCGGCUCUACGUGAAGUUCCUGGAGAACGUCAAUAAGAAGGACUAUGUAAGAGUUUGCUCGUGCAAGCCCUGGCACAGACCUUCUGCUACACUCAGACGCCAGGCACAGUCCCAGUCGGUCCAGAAGAUCACCCCACCUCCUAACAACCAGACUCCUCCUCGUGCUGCGAGAGAAGAGAAGGAGAAAGAGCGAGAGAAGACGAAAGAGAAAGAGCAGCGCGAGGCCAGAGAGAAGAACAACAUCCGGGUGAAAGAGCAGCAGGAGCGCGUGACCAAAAUGAAGGAGCGAGAGGAGAAGAAAGAGAAGGAGAAGAAAACGCCACCUCCUCCGGCACCUCAGAAGCCGGAGAAGCGGUCAGUGGAGCGAGGGAAGGUGAAGGAGGAGAAAAGGGCGGCAGCAGCAGCAGUGGAGAAGAAGAUGGAGCGCUCUGUGAAGCAGCAGCCAGUGAAGGUGAAAGCAGAACCUCCACCCAAAAAGAGGAGAAAGUGGCUGAAGGAGCCUGAAGUUCCGUCAUCAUCAGAGUCUGACUCCUCAGCCAGCGAGGAAGAGACAGUCUCUGUGAAAGCAAGUCUGAACACUCGUGCCAUGCGGGAGAUGUACCGAAGCUACGUGGAGAUGCUGGUCAGCACAGCUCUGGAUCCAGACAUGAUCCAGGCGCUGGAGGACACUGAAGAUGAACUGUACCUCCCUCCAAUGAGAAAAAUCGACAGCAUUCUCAGUGAGCAGAAGAGGAAGCUUCUGAAACGAGUCAACAUGAACUCCCAGCACCAGGAGGUCAUUCAUACCUUCCCCCAGAUAACAGCGGAGCCGUUCGACUCUGGAGCAAUGAGGGUAAAGCUUGGUGGGGAGUGCUACAACCGGAAAACCCUGAACCGCGUCAAAAAGAGUGUUCCCAAACCACAGGACCUCAAGCUGUCAACAGAGACGUGUCGACUCUACAGUCUUUACCAUUCUCUGCAUCAUUACAAAUAUCACACUUUCUUAAUCUGUAAGAAAGAGACAAAUACCAUCGAACAGGCCUCAGAAGACCCCGGGCAGGAAGAGGUGGUUCAGCAGUGCAUGGCCAAUCAGAGCUGGCUGGACACGCUUUUCAGCUCCUUCUUAGAGCUGAUGACCCUCAGUGCCAAAGCCUGAAGGAGCGAAAACCAACCGGAGAGGAAAACAAAGGCAGGGGGAGGAGGACGCUGAAAGAAACAAAGAGACAAGAGGCCUCGUAUGGAACAAAUAACGUGGAUUUGUUUUUAGCCCUUCAGAACCCUCUCCUGUUGUUUUAACCCAAGCGCUUCUUAAGACGAUUGUGGAGCAGCGUGACAAGUUCGGCUCUAGAUCUUUUUUUUUGUGCUGGAUCUUUUCUGAAAGCGGGAUCUGACGACUAAACAGAUUUUUAUUAAGAACGAGUUCACUCGUGUAGACGUGACCGGUUUCCCCCCUUUUUUCCUUAUGUUUUUUAUCGGAAAAGGGUCGACCUUCCCCGCUCUCCCCAGGUGAUGAAUUCGUUGACUGUUAUGAGAAAAGAGCUGGACUGAAGCCCGGGACUCCGGCCCGAAGGCGAACACUGUAUAAACUGUAUUUUUCCGCCUUUGGUUUCGUCCUGUUUCUCCGGCGUCUCAAUUAACUGACAAAUAACGGCUUCGACGAAGACAACGCUAGGAGGAAGUCUGUUUUGAAUUUUACACAGAUUAUUUUUUAAGACUACAAACUGUUUUAUUCUGCAUUCUUCUUUCUUUCUUGGGGCGACAGAAUGGGUGGAGUGACGCUUGUGUUUUUUAAAGAAGUAAGAAGUGAAGAGUGCGGUGCGAAAGGAGAAGAAGAAAACUGACACGGUGGAGUAAAAGAAAAGGAUGUUAAAACGACGUAACGGUGUAACACUUCAGGAUACGUGAGUGACGCGAGUGAGCUAGUAAUACACACAUUUUUAUUAUUUAUAUAAAAGACAUUUCUAACAGGAACUCAUGUGAGCGACGCAAAGGCAGCAGCGCUUCAUUAUCCGUUUCCUAACAUUUGAGUUAUAUAUCAGAAUCACACCGUCGUGCUCUGAGCUGUCUUCCUGUAGGCUCGUGAAGGGUCGGUGGGCGAGACGAGGCGAUGUGCUGUCUGUGAGAGAGAGAGAGACAGAGAGAGAGAGACAGAAAUAAAUAAAAUUAUACUUCAAACUACGCAAAACUGUAAUAUUUCAGUGCAUUCUUCAGAAGAUGGACAAUGAAAAUAAGAGCUAACUAUAGCAUCCACUUCCCACUAGGGAAAGAUUAUGUAUUAGUAAUAUUUAAAGAGGACUGUUUUUGUUUUGUUUUUUGUUUUUAACUGUUUGUCCUUUGUCUGUAUUAUGAGUAUUAUUUUGGAACAAUCUAAUACUGUGCUUCUUUCAAAAACAAAGCCUUUGUGUAAAUAUUGUACAGCUCUUCACACAAAACUCAGUUCUUCUGUACAUGGACUAUUCCUGUAUUUGACAAACAAAAUAAAAUCAAGGAGCGUAUACAGUCUCAAGAAUCA
Molecule: messenger RNA, 9939 nt
Organism: Astyanax mexicanus (Mexican tetra)
Lineage: Eukaryota; Metazoa; Chordata; Actinopteri; Characiformes; Acestrorhamphidae
Gene: prr12a
Product: proline rich 12a
Exons: 15
Coding region: 1000-8583 (2527 amino acids)
Source: RefSeq, a predicted model, not a curated record